AGACAGAAAUCAUGGGUGCUUUCCUCCCUUGGUGUGCCUUUGCUGCUGUCAUUCUCCUGGUAAUUCAUGGAGGUUUGUGUGCAGAAAUCAUUGGAGGAAAUGAAGUAAAACCACACUCAAGACCAUUUAUGGCCCAAAUCAAGGGACCAAAAGGAGAUUUUUGUGGAGGAGUUUUAAUCAAGGAAAACUGGGUGUUAACAGCUGCACAUUGUAAAGUGGAAAAAAGCAAAGUUAUUCUUGGAGCCCAUUCAUUGAAAAAAAGGGAAAAAGAACAGCAGACUUUUAAGACUGCAAAAUGGAUUCGUCAUCCAUGCUACGACCCCAGUACCAAGGAAAAUGACAUUAUGCUGCUUCAGCUUCAGAGAAGAGCAAAGCUUAAUAAAGCUGUGAAACUAAUCUCCCUGCCUACCUCAGAUGAUGAUCCCAAACCAGGAACAAUUUGCACUGCAGCAGGAUGGGGUACAAUUGCCAAUAAUCUAUAUAAGCCCCCUACUGCCCUGAUGGAAGUCAAUAUCACUGUUAUCAAGAGGGAAAUCUGCAACAAUAAAUAUCAUUAUAAUGGCAAACCUGUCAUUACAGAGAACAUGAUAUGUGCAGGGGCUAAGAAUGGAGGAAAGGACUCAUGUAAUGGGGACUCCGGUGGACCUUUAAUAUGUAAUAAGGAGCUGAGAGGCAUCACUUCAUUUGGGAAGCCAAAGAGAUGUGGCAAGGCUGAUAGCCCUGGUGUCUACACUCGCCUGGCAGGGCAAUACCUCGAGUGGAUAAGGAAAACCAUAGGGGGGGCCUAACAGAUUGGGCUGGGGCCACGAUUUGUCUGUGUGAAAUGGGCUUUUAAACACAGCUUCACUAGUCUGGUAAGAGGAUUUGUCACAGUUCAGUAUUGUCACACUGAAUUUUGGCAGCUUGAUGUAGUUCUGCUAGGACAGCAUUUAUAGCUUACACUGUCAGCCAUGGAGUCAUUGGGGGUAUUUGGGAAUGGGGAUUCCAAGGUCCCUGGAAUUCAUGUUCACACUGAGCUCUACAUGGAUUGAUACUUCAGAUCAAGAAUCUAAUCCUUGCUUGUGUCCUCACUGCUUGCUGAGCAUUUGCAGCACUCUUCUGUACCUGGACUUCUGCAAAAGCCCUGUGAGUUAGUGGCAUGCUAGGUACAAGUACAGACACCUGAAAAAUUGAGUUUCUCUGCAGAAAAGCUCCUGGUUUUAUAGGUGUAGUAGACUGCUAAGCUUCAGAAAUUUUAGUUGCAGCAACUAUGGGACAUACAUAUUAAUUUUCUAACUGUCUGGUAUUUGAAACCUCUAGAUUUUAUCCCUUUAUGUACUUUGCAUUUAAUGAAGAAACUGCAAUAAAAA
Sturnus vulgaris (Common starling) is the source of this 1349-nucleotide messenger RNA. RefSeq names its product granzyme A-like. Gene Ontology annotation, molecular function: serine-type endopeptidase activity. NCBI's taxonomy places the organism in Eukaryota, Metazoa, Chordata, Aves, Passeriformes, Sturnidae. The record is from RefSeq and is a predicted model, not a curated record. Gene Ontology annotation, biological process: proteolysis.